AUGCGCGAAGUGGAGGGAGCUGGGGUGGAGUUUGAACCGGGAGGAGGGAGAGGGGAGCUGGACUGGGGCGGUUCAAUAGGCGUCCCCGGGGAGGGAGCUGGCAGGCCGGCCAUCUGUGAUCGCUCGCUACCCAUGGAGCUGUCAGUUCGCGGCCAGGCGGCGAUCCCAGGCAGAGCAAAGCCGGGGCCAGCCCGCGGAUCGGCUCCGUGCACCCUGCCAUGUACAGGCGGAGACUACGCCUCCCACUGCCUCUCGGCCUCUGCUCCGUCGCCCUGGUGCUGCUGCUGCUCGGGGGCUUCCGAGGCUCCUGGUGCCCCCGCAACCCGCCGCUGAGCCGGGAGGAGGCGCUGCCGUCCGCGGGGGCAGGGGUCGCGGGCAGGUCGGAGAUCGCCACCGGACGGGUGACCUAUGUCCGGAGUCUGAAGAGGGACCGUCCAGCAGCCCGCGCCCGGGUUGCCGAGGGUUUGGGGCCGGACUGCUGCCCUAGCCCUCUGCUGCAGGGCAAACGCAAGUCGCUUCGUUGGCACAUUGAACUCCAGCCCUGGGUCAGUCCGCGACAUUCUCUGCAGGAAGAAGCGGCUCGGUUCCUGGCCUACAUCAGCCAUUCUCAGGUUCCCUGCACCAAGGUGGAUGGAACGGUUUUGAUCGGCAGCUCGGAGAAGACCCAGGAACCGUGGGCUGUCUGCCUGGACGAUACAUUUCACCUGGCUCGACAGAUACACACAGGGAAGUGCCGGAUUUACUCAGUGGGACUGGGGAGCAGAGACGAACACUUUGAAGAGGAAAUGGCCGGAGCGGGCUGUGAGGUACACUACUUUGAUCCCAGCGUCCGAGAGGCCCACGUCCAGAAGGGCAAGGGGUACUGGCACCACCGCAUAUCCAUCGACUGGCGAGACCCCAACCCGGCCAUCGCAGCCCAGCAGCAGCCCACAGCCACAAAGAAGCUGGGCGUGAUAAUGGAUCAGUUUGGUCACAGGAAGAUUGAUGUUCUCAAGGCAGACUUGGAGAGCGCAGAAUGGAAGAUUCUGGAAAACCUAAUUCUGGAAAACGUCAUUGAAGAAAUUGGACAGCUAGUCUUCGCAAUACAUCUACACUGGCCCGGGUUCGAGGUCAGCGGGGGUGACAAUGAUGUGGUUCGAUACUGGUACAGCCUGCUGAAGGAACUGGAGCUCACGGGGUUCAAACUUUUCUGGAGUUACAAGAACAUAAAUAAGCCUCAGAUCUUCCUACAAAAGCAGGUUUUCAAUGCCAGUAGCAGCUACGUCCUCAGCUGGGUGAAUACCCAGUGGGGACUGCAUUGAAUCUGGAGAUAGAUGCUGGUGCCUUGUGCCCAGUCCAAGCCUCCCUGUAAUCUACUGGUGAAAAUAAUUGUGAAUUCCUUCAGGAGGAUUAAACUAUUCCAAAGAAAUGCAGUUUGAGACUUCACAGCAAGAAGUGGAUACAUUGGCUGCUUAUUUCCUUGCCUAUUGGUGGUAAACUGAACUGAUUCGGACGUGAUUGGCACAGUCCUGGCUAUGUGACCUCGUGGACAAGAUUUGGUUUUUGGCAAACUAAAGGCUGGACUGAACAUUAUGUUGUAUGGGAUGUAGUUCUCAGGGUUGACAGUUACCAACGCUGGUGACAACCUGAUAAAUGUUACCGAAAGAAUUAAAGAUGUUCAGGUAUAUAAUUUUUUUCAAUAACUUGCCUCCAUUUUCUUCCACCCCACAAUUUUCACUUACAAAUAGAUGUCACAGAUGUCAAAAUUGUUUUUGUACAUACGUGAAAUGGGUUGAAAUAAGCUGCAUUUUAUGACCGAGGAACUAGAUGUUUGUGAAGUACUUUGCUCACAGAGUAUGAAUUCAAAUUACAGACGUUGUCCUGGAGGAAAUUUAAGAAUCUGUUUAUAAGUACAAGGUCUGGGACUAGGGUACAGUGAGGGAAUAGAGCUGAUGGGGUUGCUAUACGAGAAGCUGACUCAAUGGAAUGAACAGCCUUUUUCAAUGCUACUACAAUCCUAUUGUUCUAUAAUCUUAUAGCAGUGAGAUACAUGGCCAGAAAUUCUUAAUUAACCUUGUAAGAGGAAAAGAAGGGGUCUGAUAAGGAAAAAUAGUUAAUCCCAGUGGUUGCAAGGCCAGUAAUUAAGUUGAAGAUGGCGCUGAGGCAAGGAGAGAGUUUGGACAAAUCUAACAGCCGUUCCUGGUAUAAUGGCCAGAACGGCCAUGGCACAUGGAAAUAGUACAAACAGGUAUUUGAUGACCAGCAUGGAAAAGAUGGGGUAAAACGUCUGUUUCCCUUUUGAGAACAUAUGAUUUUCUUCCUGCAUCUAUCUACAGAAUGUGGCAGGGAAAAAGUGCAAGGUCAUUCAAUUCCUGAAUAAAAUGUUAUGUAAAAUAAAAACAGAAAAUGAAAGCAUUUAAUAGAUCAGGCUGCAUCUGUGGAAAAAGAAACACAGUUAAGCUUCAGAUCCAUAAAACAUGGGAGCAGCAUUAUUACAUUUGCUGACGAUACUGAUCUCAAAUAAUAAUGAGGCAACCUACAGAAUCAAGUCAUCACCCUGACACAGUGGUGUCAUGAAAACAACUUCUCUCUUAAUGUUGCAAAAACAAAGGAGCUGGUUGUGGACUACAGGAGGAAUGGAAUCAGGCUAACCCCUAUUGACAUCAAUGGAUCUGGGGUUGAGAUGGUGAAUAGCUUUAAGUUCCUUGGCAUAAACAUCACUGAGGAAAUCACGUGGCCUAUACAUACUGGCUGUGUGGUGAAAAAGGCACAACAGCACGGCUUUCAUGUCAGAUGGUUGAAGAAGUUUGGUAUGGGCCCCCAAUCCUAAUCACUUCCUGCAGGGGCACAUUUGAGAACAUCCUGACCGGCUGUAUGGAAACUGUACUUCCCUUAAUCACAGGACUCUGCAGAGAGUGGUGUGGACAGCCCAGCGCAUCAGUAGGUGUGAACUUCAGGACAUUUACAAAGACAGGUGUGUAAAAAGGACCUGAAGGAUCAUUGGGGACCCAAGUCACCCCAACCACAAACUGUUCCAGCUGCUACCGACCCGGAAACAGUACCACAGCCAACAGGCUCCGGGAUAUCUUCUUCCAUCAGACUGCUUAAUUCCCACAGAUACAACUGUAUUUCUAUGUUAUAUUGACUGUCCUGUUGUACAUACUAUUUAUUAUAAUUUACUAUAAAUUGCACAUUGCACAUUUAGAUGGAGACAUAAUGCAAAGAUUUUUACUCCUCAUGUAUAUGAAAUGCAAGUAAUAAAGUCAAUUCAUUUCAAUUCAUUUGGCCGAUCAAGUCUGCUCUGCCAUUUCAUCAUGGCUGAUCCAUUUCCUUCUCAACCCCAUCCUCCCGCCUUCUCCAUGUAUUAACACCCUGACUUAUCAAGAAUCUAUCAAUCUCCACCUUAAGUAUACCCAUUGACCUGGCAAUGAAUUCCACAGAUACAUUACCCUCUGGCUGAAGAAAUUUCUCUUUAUUUCCAUUCUUUUUUUUUUGUAUUAGAAAGAAUAUACUUAACUCCAAACACCAAGCACAUUGUUCUUAACGGACAUCCCUCCAUCCUCAGGAUGUGCCCUCUGGUCCUCGAUUCUGUCACCAUAGGAAACACCUUUUCCACAUCAACUCUAUGUAGACCUUUCAACAUUCAGUAGGUCUUAAUGAGAUCUCCCCUCAUUCUUCUAAAUUCUAGUGAGUAAAGGUCCAGAGCCAUCAAUCACUCCUCAUGCAAUAAGCCUAUCAUUCUUGGGAACCUCCUCUGAACUCUCUCCAAUGUCAACACAUCCUUUCCUAAAUAAGGGGUGCCAAACUGCUCACAAUAUACCAUGUGAGGUCUCACCAGUGUCUUAUAAAGCCUCAGCAUUACAUCCUUGCUUUUAUAUACUAGACCUCCAGAAAUGGAUGCUAACAUUACAUUUGCCUUCCUCACCACCAACUCAGCUUGCAAGUUAGCACUAGGGACUCACAAGACCCCUUGCAUCUCUCAUUUCUGAAUUUUCUUUAAGGAGUCUACCAAAGUGCAUGACCAUACACUUCCUGACACUGUAUUCCAUUUGUCAUUCUUUUCCCAUUCUCCCGCUCUGUCCAAGUCCAUCUGUGAUCAUCUCUGCUUCCUCAAUGCUACCUGCUCCUUCACCUAUCUUUGUAUUGUCUACAAAGCUCCAAUUCCAUCACAGUCACUGGCAGCCGAUCAGAAAGGGCUCCCUUCAUUCCCACUCUUUGCCUUCUGCCAAUUAGCCAAUGAUCUAUCCAUGCUAGUAUCUUUCCUGUAAUACCAUGGACUCUAAUCUUGCUAAGCAGCCUCAUGUGCGGCACCUUGUCAAAGGCCUUCUGAAGAUCCAAGUACACAAUAUCCACCAAUUCUCCUUUGUCUCUCCUGCUUGUUAUUUCCUCAAAUCAUUCUUACAGAUUCACCAGGCAAGGUUUCCCCUUAAGGAAAUCAUGCUGACUUUGGCCUAUUUUAUUAUGUGCCCAAUCAGUGAAAGAGCAUGAAAAGAAGCAAGACUUUCAUUGAAGUCCGCGGCUGAACAUUAAAAAAGGCAGCGCUUCCCAGCAGUUUUCGGAGUUAUUUUGCCCAAUCAGUGUGCAGAAUUCAUUAGAAAGGGUGAAUAAAAAUAAGGUGGGGACAAGCGGAGCGGCCAUUGUGUGAGCGGGCCGGUGUUGGAAGGGCUCAUCAGACUUCAGCGAGGUAAUUCUCCGGUAAGCUUCUUAUUCUUUAUUCUUCAUUCCUCAUCAGUUAGUGCCGUGAGAAUGGCUCCAGGGGCUGCGUUUCGUUCUGUGUGUGAGGUGCGGGAAAUCUGGGAGACAUCCGGCUUCCCAAAUAACCACACCUGCACCAGGUGCACCGAACUGCAGCUCCUCAGGAAGUGUGUUAAGGAACUGGAGCUGCAGCUCCUCAGGAAGCGUGUUAAGGAACUGGAGCUGCAGCUCGAUGACCUUUGGCUCAUGUGGAAAUGACAGGAGCUAAAGGGAGCUAGUCACCCAUAGGUUGCAGGAGGCAAAUAACUGGGCGACUGUCAGGAGAAGGAAGAGACAUGGGCAGCUAAUGCAGAGUACCCCUGUGGCCAUUCUCCUCAGUAAUAAGUAUACCACUUUGGAUACUGUUGAGGACAAUCUACGAAGGGGGAGCCACAGUGGCUGGGUCUCUGGCACUGAGUCUGGUGCUGUGGCUCAGAGGGAAAGAGUGAUGAAGAGGACUGCAGUAGUGACAGGAGAUUCCAUAGUCAAAGGAACAGAAAUGAGAUUCUGUGGACACUAAAGAGAUACCCAGAUGGUAUGUUGAUUCCCAGGUGCCAGGGUCAGGGAUGUCUCGGACUGGGUCCAUGGCAUUCUAAAGGGCAGCCCAAAGUCUUGGUGCAAAUUGGCACCAAUGACAUAGGUAGGAAAAGGUGACGUGGUCCUGAAGAGAGAUUUUAGGGAACUAGAUAAAAAGUUGAAAAGCAGGACCUCCAGCAUAAUAAUCUCUGGAUUGCUGCCUGUGUCACACAUCAGUGAGGGUAAGAAUAGGAUGAUUUGGCAGAUGAGUGCACGGCUGGGAAACUGAUGCAGUGGGCAGGAGCUCAGAUUUAUGGAUCAUUGGGAGCUUUUCUGAGGAAUGUGCAGCCUGUACAAAAGGGACGGGUUACGCCUGAACCCGAGGGGGACCAAUAUCUUUGUAGGCAGAUUUUCUAGAGCUGUUCAGGAGCACCAAUAUUAAUAUAAUAUUAUAUGGUAAGGUAUCUUUUUUUCUCUUUUUUUUCCACCAACCAGCUCAUUUUGGUAGUGGGGGUAGAUUUUUUUAAUAAAAUACAAUUAUUUUAUUUAAUUUCAUUUCAUAAUUCAAUCUUUUUUACUACAUGAUUGAUUUGGAAUAUGGGAUACACUAAUUUAAAUGUAACGUAAUUUGUAUUACUUGUAUCCUUAUGAAUUCUGUACUUGU
Molecule: messenger RNA, 5893 nt
Organism: Hypanus sabinus (Atlantic stingray)
Lineage: Eukaryota; Metazoa; Chordata; Chondrichthyes; Myliobatiformes; Dasyatidae
Product: probable methyltransferase-like protein 24
Exons: 5
Coding region: 219-1301 (360 amino acids)
Source: RefSeq, a predicted model, not a curated record